UGUGAUCAUAAAAAGCAGGUUACAUUCAGCCUGGAAGGGAGUGAGGGUUGGAGGAGAGGGGAGGGGAGAGAAAGACAGAGAGGGAGAGAGAGGCAGAGAGCAAGGGAGAAAGAGCACAAUUCACUCGGUGGAUUGCUCGCAAGCUUGGGGCUGAUAACCAGGGAUCUCAGGAGAGCAGCUUCCCAGAAUAACGUGCUCUCCUCCAAAUGGACCGACAGCAGACAGUGGUUCAGUCCUGCUGAUAUUUUUUAAGCCCUCCUUGCAGUUUGAUGGGCAUUCCCAGUGCUUUUGUGCACGUCUCGGGAAGCGUUGACGUGGAAAGGAGCAGCGAGGAGGGGGAGGUUGGAGGAGAAAGCUGCAGCUCCUCCAAAAGCACGGAGGGCAUGCAGGGGGGUGAGGCUGGGGACGAGGGCGAGCUGGGGACACCUCGCACCAUGGUCCCCCGGUGCCGGCGCGGCGCAGUUUCGGAGAUGUCCCUGCUGUGAGUGGCCGCACCAUGAGCAUCUGGGAGCUGCUCCUGGCUUUCGUGGUGGUGCUGCUGAUGCUCGUGGCCCUGCUGGCCAACGUGCUGGUGCUGGUGUGCUUCCUGUACAGCGCCGACAUCCGCAAGCAGGUCCCGGGAUUGUUCAUCCUCAACCUCACCUUCUGCAACCUGUUGAUGGCCGUGUCCAGCAUGCCCCUGACCUUGGCUGGGAUCAUUUACAAAGGUCAGCCGGGAGGAGAUGAGGUGUGCCACGCUGUGGGCUUCCUGGAGACCUUCCUCACCACCAACUCCAUGCUGAGCAUGGCAGCUUUGAGCAUUGACAGGUGGAUUGCUGUGGUCUUCCCUCUAAGUUAUCACUCCAAGAUGAGGUACAGAGAUGCUGCUCUCAUUCUGAGCUACACGUGGUUGCACUCGGCGUCCUUCCCCAUCGUGGCAGCUUCUCUCUCCUGGGUGGGUUUCCAUCACCUCUACGCCUCCUGCACGCUCUACAACAAGAGACCGGAGGAUAGGACACAGUUUGUGAUUUUCACUGGGGUCUUUCACGCCCUCAGCUUCCUGCUGUCCCUGGUAGUGCUGUGUUUCACGUAUCUCAAAGUGCUGAAGGUGGCACGGUUCCACUGUAAGCGGAUCGACGUGAUCACCAUGCAGACCCUGGUGCUGCUCGUGGACAUCCACCCCAGUGUCCGGGAGCGCUGUCUCGAAGAGCAGAGGAGGCGCAGGCAGCGGGCGACGAAGAAAAUAAGCACCUUUAUUGGUACUUUCAUUCUUUGCUUUGCACCUUAUGUAAUCACCAGACUUGUUGAAUUAUCCUCCGUGGUCCACAUCAACUCCCACUGGGGGAUCAUCUCCAAGUGCUUAGCUUACAGCAAAGCUGUCUCAGACCCUUUUGUGUACUCUUUGCUGCGGCACCAGUACAAGAAGACGUGGAAGGACAUGAUCAACAGGAUCCUCAAGAGAAGCUCCAUCAACUCCUCGGCGCUGGAGCCGCACGGCCGGAGCGUCCCGCAGCUCAGCGAGUGAGGAGCCUGGCAGGGCACACACAGGGUGAGAUUUGUCCAACCUGGCCCAUCCCUAGCAGCUCUCCUCAGCUGUGGGCAGGGUGAAGCCCAGAUCAUGUCCCUGCAGCAGCCCAGGACCAUCCAGGCUGCUCUGGAUCAUCUCCUCCCUCUGACUGGAAGAGCGCUAUUGAUCCCUGGUCCUGCAGGCUCCAUAAAUACAAAUCUCCCAUUGAUUUCCAUCAGCAGCUGCAUCUAUAGAUAACAAACCAGUCCUCAGCAGAGGGAUUUGUGAAAGUAAUGGGAGCAAACUGCUGCUGGCACAAGAUUAUUCUAAAAAGCUGCCCGGGGAUAUUUGUGCUGUGUUUGUCAUUGGCUGCAGGUAAAGCUCUCUCUGAUGUAGCUGCCAAUGUGGCUUUAAAAAACCACCCCACCCUAGUGGCUUGAGAAGGUUGUGUGUAGGAAAUAUCUUAGUGGGAAAAGCUUAAAAAAAAAAUCUAAAUAUUUAUCCAGUGCCCAAUGCAGUUCAGCCUUUUCUGAUAUAUAUUUUAGGAAGAAUCCCAUAGAAUUGAAGGAAGAUAAAAAUCACUUUUGGAGUGUGCUGGAUUCAGCCAUGUCUUCUCUAAUCUUUUUAAGUUAUUUACAUAGAAUCCCACUAAUAUUCUCUCCAUUAAAUUUCAGGAAAAGACAAAUGGUAGACAGGGUGGAAAGGUCAGGAUGCCUCCUGCCUACCUUCCAUAUAUCUGAGCUCUGAAUAGCUGGAUUUUGCCCAAAGCUGCAGAUCUGGGCCCUGUGCCCAGGAGGAAAAAUAACAAAUCUCUUUUGCUGAGGAGUUAUUAAUCAUGGGGCUUUUUCCUACUUAAAGGAGAGAUGAGCCUGAAUCUGAGUUUCAAGUAUAAUUUCCAAAGCAAAUGGAGCACAAAUAAUAGGCCCCCCUCUCCACCAUGAAAGUGGAGCCAAUAAUCUGAAUCCACAUCUGAAUGCGCAAAUCUCUGGAGGUGUCAGUACAAACCUUUAUAGCUCUGGAUUGCAGCUCUGCACAGGAACAUUAUUAACAUUUACCAUGCACUCAGAUGCCUGCCCAGAUUUUAAAAUAGGCUUGCUUAAUUAGGCUUCAUGAAUGCAAUGGCAGCUUCAAUAACAGCUGACACAACUGGCUGUGCUGCCAUCUAUCCCUGCUCAUAUUCCAGCUGUCAAUGCCAUUCUGAGGAAAUAAGAACUCAAGUUGUCAAAAAUGUGGGAUUAUUUUUUAGUUGCCGCCUUCUCUCAUGGAAGAAAUGAAAGAAAUUUUUUGCAUGUUGCAAAAAAUGUCCACUGUUGAAUUUUCUGGUCUCUGAUACAAAGCUCAGACUGGGGGGUCAGUGAGGGCUUCACCCCAAAGUCAGAGAAUGGGGGUAACACCUCAGUUAUUAUCUGAAGAUUAUCAGCUACCACUUAAAUAAAUAAUUUCAGCUUUACUCUUAAUUUCAGUUAUAAAAAAUACCAUAACUACAUUAAAAUCCACACAUAAUUAUAGCCACAGAAAGAAAGCUUAAAUUAACAUUUAAAACACUGCAUUCAAAUGAGCCCUUAGAUUAAAUAGUCUACCUCAUAUUUAUCAUUUUGCUUCUUAGGCUUAACAUAAUUUUCUCAGGUGCAAUAGAUAAAAACACCCAGUUCAGUAUUUGUUUUAUAGGAAAUUCAAGACAUAUUGAUGAUUGGAUUGUAUUAGAAUACAGGACGUUUGAAAGUUGAUUAUUACUGAGUUUAAAAGAUAAAAAGCUCCAUAUUGAGCAUGUUUAACUUAAAUUGCACCAGGAAAGUCCACAGCUGCUGUAAACUUCCACAUGGAGCUUGUGCCAAAGUCAGUGGGAGGUUUGUAUGUCAAUAAGGGCAGCUCCAGAAACAUUUAAACCUUCAAAUUCAAAGAGAGUAAGCUAAUUUCCCAGGAGAAAAAAAAAAACAUAAUCCACUUAGGAUGUCUAGUAAAAGAUGGAGAAUCCAGCAUUGGACUUGUCUCAUUAUGCUUGUGUACCACAGUCAGUCACUGGUUGAUUUAUAUCCCACCAUGAGCAAUAAAUCUCUCCCCUUGUAUGUGUUUAAAAAUUUGUCUCUCUUUCAUGGUGCCUUUCUUCUAUAAUUAAUCUUAUAACAGAGAAUAGAUAUAAUUUCCCCUUCCUUGCAUCAGCUCUCUGUCAUAUUUUGACCAUCUGAAGCAAGCAGGAGUUGUAAAUGCUGGUGCUUGACAAACUGCCUCAGUACACGAAAUAAAAAUGCCACCCCAACGUUUCCUGAUGACAUUUUACAGGAUACUCCAAAUAUGAUACUGUGGCUUGUUAAGUGCUAGAUUUCCAGCUGAAUUCUUAUAGGCAACUGGCAAAAUUUUCUAAAACCUGUGUCUCAGUGAUGAAUGUAGAUAUGAGUAACUAUCUGUCUGCUGAGUAUUAUAUGUACUAUAGAACACUCUGAUUGGAGUGAGUUCAAAUAAUGCUGGUAAAUGUAACAAUGCACAGUAUUUAUUGUCUCUGCCCAUGGAGCAGAGCUGUUCUCUUGUCUAACACAUGUGUGUGCAAGGUGGGGGGAGUGGGGAAAUUUCCCUUUGUAACUUAAAUAUUUUUGAAAAAGUUUGUAAAGUUUGGCUGCAACCUGUGCCCAAAAUCUGGAGCUGCAUGUGCAAAAUCUGGGCAGCUGCUUAGGCAAUAUGCAUUUUCUGUUUGUUGUGUCUGUGACCCAUAUGCAAUAGCUGCUCCUCACACGCAUGUUCAAUUAACAUUUCCUUCAUAUCUUGUAAAUUUGGCAGGCAGAGCACUGGCAGAUGAUUGAGAGAAUGUUGUCCACUGUGUCGUUUUGUGGAUUCUGAGCUUUUUCCUUUGUUCAUUUUAAUGGUUUUUGCAUCAUUUCAGAGCCCUAACUGUGAAUUGUGAUCCUGGUUUCUCUUAUACUCCUGAGCCAGUCUGAAUGUGAAGAUCUGGGUAAUUGCAAUUGGCAAAAUUAUGAGAGAGUGAUAAGGGUUUGUUGAACAAUUUUUAAGCACCAGGCCCUCUCUUGACAUAACUCAAAAUAAUGGUGGUUUCACCUGAGGAUUGGGUCCAUCAGAUGACUUCAUCCAGGGUUUAUAGAGUCCUCCUCUAUUUGUUUUUAUGGUAUUUACAAAUGGAUUUAGGGAGUUCCUCUGAUGUGCAAGUGCUCACUUCCAGUGUCAGGCAGCCACAUAACUAAUGAAGUUCUAUCCCUGAUCACACACUUUGAGUAGAUGGCCCUAAAAACCUCUUUUCACUAGCCCUAAAUCAGACUUUUUAGAACUUCCCUUAUGUCUAAAAAACCCCCAAAAACCUGGAGAUUGAGAAUGCUCCAGACAAAUCCUUCUGGAGCCUGAUGACUGCUGCAUCUGUAGGCACACAUAUCACAGCAUCCCAGACCUCAAAAAGCCCCAAAAACCCCCAAAAGCCCCAUCCCUGCCUCUGGCAGUGAUUUACCCUCUCAGUUUUGUCAAUGCCUCUAGGAAAUAAUCUUGGUAUGCUUCAGGUCAACAGUAAAAUCUUCUGGCAAGAAUAUUUUUUUAAAAAAUAACUUUGAGAAGAUGUUUUAGACUAAACUUGGAAAACCAGCUUUAUCAGAACAUCUUUAAGAGGUUCCAAAAGUGAGGCAGGACUGGAUGGGAAUGGGAGGCUGGGAAGUACAAACUGGCUGUGCUGCAGUGAUUUGGGAUUCCUUGGCUGCAGGGAGCUUUUCCCACCCUGAGAGUUCUCCAGGUUUCUCAGACUUUCACUCCUUCCAAAGAAAAAGGUGAAAAUCCUGUCCAAGCCCUGUGCCUGUGCCAUAGAUUGGGCUGAGGCUGCAAGGAUCACAGCUGACAUUGAAGGAUCCCUUUGGGUUUGGGAAGACUCUCAUGGUUUUCAGAUGGUUUAUAUGGAAACUGCUCAUGUUGUUUGAAUGUCCAGAGUCUAAUUCUUAAAUCCAAGAGGUUUAGGUCACUUGUGGAAUGUGAAUUUUUCUGGAUCUACAUGCCUAAGGUUUCACAGCUCCCUCACCUCUCUUAAUCCUAAAUGAAUUAGCUCUGAAUAGCUUGUCCUACACAUUUUUAGGUGUGCAGUGAACAUCUCUGAACCAACACUUUGGAAAUUGCUUUGCACUGCUCUUAGAUCUCCCCACACUCAAUGUUCUUCUGAUUAAACAAAGCUUAAAAACAAAGACAGAGCCUUCACACCUCUGUCAGCUCCUUGUUCCUUGACUCUUAAAAUCCCAGCUCAGCACAGAAAGCUCAGUUAGAUCCUGAUCCCAGAGUCACUGUGCUUGCUUUGCUGGAUUGUGAGGGCUGAGCACAGGAUUUUGUGUCUGCAGAAUCAGGGAUUAUGUUUUUAACCUCCCCAGACCUGAAUAAUUGACAACAAUGACAUUGUAGCCUUAGAUCUAUUUAUUCCUAAUUUGCUUUUUGUUCUUUCAGCAUUCAAUAUAGUAAACAUUUUCAAUGGGUGAAGAUUUUUUUUUUAGGAAAACCAUCCUGCUCCAAAAGGCAGCUGUCCCUGUUGGGAGGGUAUAGAAGUUUACAUGGAGAAAAGAGCUGCUGCAGUCUGUAAAAUGUCAGCUUCUCACCUGUACUCCUGGUGUCUUUGGUGUAAAUAUGUAUUUAGGAUUGUUGGUUUUUAAGCAAACACUGCUGAGCUCAUGAACUGGAGAAGUUGCUGUGGUUUAUCAUAAAUGUCUAUAUUUCUAAGGAGGAGGAUUAGCCCUACAGG
Messenger RNA from Catharus ustulatus (Swainson's thrush), 6194 nucleotides. It is a transcript of the gene GPR26, whose product is annotated as G protein-coupled receptor 26. Gene Ontology annotation, molecular function: G protein-coupled receptor activity. Gene Ontology annotation, biological process: adenylate cyclase-activating G protein-coupled receptor signaling pathway. The record is from RefSeq and is a predicted model, not a curated record. Bases 497 to 1504 code for a protein of 335 amino acids. Gene Ontology annotation, cellular component: membrane. NCBI's taxonomy places the organism in Eukaryota, Metazoa, Chordata, Aves, Passeriformes, Turdidae. The transcript is spliced from 3 exons.